Hirsutella rhossiliensis is the source of this 525-nucleotide messenger RNA. RefSeq lists its product as uncharacterized. The transcript is spliced from 2 exons. The coding region runs from base 1 to 525 and encodes 174 amino acids. The record is from RefSeq and is a predicted model, not a curated record. Lineage: Eukaryota; Fungi; Ascomycota; Sordariomycetes; Hypocreales; Ophiocordycipitaceae.
AUGACACUAGGCCCCCAAUAUCAGAAGGGGGAGGUGUACAUCACCACACUCAAGGAAAGCCUUGACUGGACCCCAUGGAUUAGGGGUAUCAAAUCAUGGGCUCAAACGCACCACAUCUGGGAGUACGUUAACCCAGAAGGGACCGUGGUGCUCGAGGAGCCCCUGAGGCCUAGCUGGGAAGAGCUACUCGAGAAGAAGCUUCAAGAUGCCAAGGACCUCUUUAGGUACAAAGAGAAGACCUUCCAGGAUCAAUUGGACCGCUUCAAGGCUAGAGAAAAAGCCAUGAUGCAGAUCGAGGAGGUGAUCAAGAAGUCCAUCAGUGAGGGGCUCCAGGGCGAGACCCUGAUACAGCUGACGCCCCGGGACAAGAUCAAAGAACUCAAACAGAAGGUUCUCCCCUCAGCGGAGGAAGAAAAGAACCUUAUCGAUGAAAGGUAUCAUCAAAUCAUCAACAAGAAAGGAACCCGGGACUGGAAGGCCUGGGCAGAGCAGCUGGACCAAGUCAUCCUGAUUCAAGAGACCUAG